AUGCUCUGGCGACAAUCCCUCCGAAGAACAAGGCCCUGUCUCGUUCGGCCAUCGACAACUCCACUCGCUAUCGCGCUACCGAUCUACGGCCCACCGCUAGGAGCUGUACGGCCCGCUGCUGUGGAACCAACUACAACUCUGAAUCCGGUCGCUGAAUCCUAUACACAGUCGGAUAGGCAUUUGGACGAGCUUCUACGAGCUAUACGAUGUAAAGAACCCGAAAAUGUCUUCCCAGCAUUUCACGCAUGGGUCAUGUUGUUGGCCAACAAUGACUCGGCCGCUCAUCAACAGAUGCGCACAAUCCCCGUGAACGUCCUUUCUGCGGUUAUCCGAGCGCUAGAUCCCAUUCGAAAUCCACAAAUUGAUAUUGCUCAUGGUCUCAACAUUUCUCUCGGUCAGAUUCAGUUCACCAAUGCUUGUCAUCUAGUAGACGAAUUCGGUGUGCGCCGUCAUCAUGUCUUUGUCCUCGAGGCCAUGAAGCUCCUGCUAAAAGCUCGUCGCGAUGCAGGACGUGAGCUUGUUCUGGCUGACUACGAAGUGUUUCUUCGCUGUGCUGGUGCUGCUAGCGAUAUCGCGGCUGCCGUCUUCUUUUUUGGUGCCAUCAGGGAACAUGGUUUAGCUCCCAAGCGCACAACGACAACUUGGACCGAGUUUCUCAAGGCUCGCUACCAGAUGAACCCCGCAUAUUACCAGUUCGAUCGCCAGCGAGUUCUUCUAAAAGCUCGCGAUUCAUACAGAGUCACUUUCAGGACAAGUCUAAGAAACGUCAGGCGCGUCGAGUCUCUACGACACAGUAUGAAUGCCCUCAAAGAACUUCCCUUCAACCGCCAAAAGCACCGGUUGUGGGCAGAUAACUUCUUGUGGCAGAGACAGAAGAUGGGUUUCCAAAGCUAUUUUGCGCAUUUCCGCCGCUCCAGAGCUAUGGGUGUCUUGUUAAACGAGGAGUUGUUGUGUAAUAUUCUUAUAGGCCUCGGCCGCAGUGGUUCACUCACACAUAUACGGAGUAUUGUCCUAAAGAAGGGACUUGGAAUUGGCCUUCUUGAGGACAAAGAGACAGGUGUUUUCUCCAUAAUCGGCCGAAAGAGAUACCGGACUGGUAACCCGAGAGCUCCUACCGAGCGCUUCCUCAACGCCAUGGUCGAAGCGUUCGGGUGCAUGUCUCGCAUUCGUCUUUGUCUCGAUCUGAUAAUACAUACAUCAGAUGUCUACCACAUCCCAAUACCGCAUGAGACGUGGAACAAUCUCUUCAACUGGGCCUAUGUUUGCUCGACCAAGUCAAAUCAAGCUCAACGAAGAAUGCUGGAAAGCUUUCCCCGUUCUGCGUUGGUAGAUGCCCAGCUUGUUACUGAAGUCUGGGAGACCAUGACCUCUAAGCCUUACAAUGUCAUACCUACUUUCGAGAGCUAUAUCGCUCGUAUCAAAGUGCUUAUAUUUCAAGGCAGGUUUGGCGCAGCGAGGGAGAUGAUUCGUGACCAUGCCAUAAAGCAUUACCGCCAUCUUGAGAAAGAGCAUCAGCAAGUUGUAUUCGAUGAGGUCCUUCAAGAAGUUGCCCAUGUAAGCCAUCGACGCCUUACAAUCGAAACCCAGAAGGAACAUGCCUGGUACGCGAUUCAAGAGUGUGUUCACCGUUUCCUCAGCGACGUUACGGACAAUGCCAAGCGACGUAAAAGGAGAUACUCACAGACCGUCAUACCCAACAUCAUCUUGGAGUUCAGUGAGUUCAUCAACGAACAGAUACGCUAUCGCACCGCUCAAGGAUAUGUGUGUCUCGAGCGCAGUGUACAACCAUGUCGAUUCGGGUGGGUCAAGAAGAAACGCCAGACGCUGCCUCAGCUCAAGGGCGGCUUGGAAACUCAGAUGCUGGUAAUAAAUGGCAAGAUUGAUGACGCGGAAACAUUCGAGGAUCGCCUUGAGAACUGGCCCAGGGACGAGACCAUCAAUGUGCGACAGUGGAAACGUGUACCCACCCCCAGGCCUCGCGUCGAAGGUGCACCGCCUGAGUCGACAGAUGUGAAUGCGAGAGAGUGGUGGAAAACCUUGGCGGGUGAGUUAGUGAGGUAG
Molecule: messenger RNA, 2061 nt
Organism: Fusarium venenatum
Lineage: Eukaryota; Fungi; Ascomycota; Sordariomycetes; Hypocreales; Nectriaceae
Source: RefSeq, a predicted model, not a curated record